This is a messenger RNA of Asparagus officinalis (garden asparagus), 1514 nucleotides long. Its product is annotated as indole-3-pyruvate monooxygenase YUCCA6-like. The record is from RefSeq and is a predicted model, not a curated record. Bases 79 to 1308 code for a protein of 409 amino acids. Gene Ontology annotation, biological process: auxin biosynthetic process. Gene Ontology annotation, molecular function: flavin adenine dinucleotide binding; NADP binding; N,N-dimethylaniline monooxygenase activity. The transcript has 4 exons. Lineage: Eukaryota; Viridiplantae; Streptophyta; Magnoliopsida; Asparagales; Asparagaceae.
UACUUCCUCCUGCAAACAAGAGAGAUCGAGCCAAUUACCCUAACCCUAACCCAUGUAACAAAAAUAUACUGCACUUCGAUGGGCUACUGCAGAGAAAUCCAACGCAAACAACUCCACGAUCAUCAUCAUCAGCAGCAUCCCAUAUUCAUCCCAUACCCAGUAAUCAUCGGCGCCGGACCUUCAGGCUUAGCUACUGCCGCAUGCCUCAAAGAGAAAGGAAUUGACAGCCUAGUCCUCGAGAGAUCGAACUGCAUCGCUUCCCUCUGGACCCACAGCACCUACGACCGUCUCCACCUCCACCUCCCCAAGAAAUACUGCCAGCUCCCUCUCAUGCCUUUCCCUCCAAAAUUCCCAAAGUACCCCUCAAAGCAACAAUUCAUUUCCUACUUAGAAAGCUAUGCGAACAAAUUCGAUAUAAGACCCUUGUUUAAAGAAACAGUGGUGAGGGCUGAGUUUGAUCGCGGGGUUGGAUUGUGGCGGGUGAGGACGAGGGUGCGUGAGUAUGCGUGUCGGUGGCUGGUUGUGUCGACGGGGGAGAACGCGGAGGCUGUUGUUGGGCCUGAGAUUAAUAUUGAAGGGAUUGGGAGGUUCAAGGGAAGUGUUAUGCAUACGAGUCUGUAUAAGAGUGGGGAGUUGUUUAGGGGGAAGAGAGUGCUUGUUGUUGGAUGUGGGAAUUCUGGGAUGGAGGUUUGCUUGGAUCUUUGCAAUUUUAAUGCUUGCCCAACAAUUGUCGUGAGAGAUAGGGUUCACAUUCUACCAAGAGAGAUGCUCGGCAUUUCAACUUUCGGGUUGUCUACGUGGCUUCUCAAAUGGCUCCCUAUACGAAUUGUGGAUCGGAUUCUUUUACUCUUAGCCCGUUUCCUGCUAGGGGACACGGCCCUAUAUGGCCUGCAACGGCCCGUUCUCGGCCCGCUUGAGAUAAAAUCGGUAUCGGGCAAGACCCCGGUCUUAGACACCGGAACCCUAGUCAAGAUCAAGUCAGGAGACAUCAAGGUACGGCCAGCAAUAAAGAGACUAACUGAAGAUGGAGCGGAGUUUGUGGACGGGAGGUCGGAGAGCUUUGAUGCGGUUGUUCUAGCCACGGGUUACAAAAGCAACGUUUCCUCUUGGCUUAAGGAGAGGGAGUUUUUCUCCGAGAAGGAUGGAUUGCCACGGGACCCAUUUCCAAAUGGGUGGAAAGGAGAGAAUGGUCUCUAUGCGGUUGGUUUGACUAAGAGAGGUUUAAUGGGGACAUCAAUGGAUGCCAGAAGGAUUGCGAAUGAUAUCCAACAAUGUUGGAAGAAUGAUGCAAAGAGAUGCAUGCUAUAAUAUUUGCAAUAACAAGUUCAUGAAGGAGAAUACAUAUAUAGUAGGUUGUAUGUAGGGGAGUGCUCAUGGUAUUGUUGUUUCGCUUACUGCUUUAGGAGAAUAGUAUAUUGUUGUUUGAUUUGUUAAUUUGAUAGUUUUGGGAGCUGAGUUUGUACAUCCCUAGUGUCUGUAUAUCUUGCAUAUAGAUUUGUGUGUGUGUGUGGGGU